AUGCAAAUAGAUACAUCCAAAUUCAAACUGAGUGGCUUGUAUGGCCAUCGGGGCUUGUUUUUGGCUUCCCUGGCCUCAUUGUCUCUGGUCACCGUAACUUCUCGUCACGUUUGUCAUGAAUGCACGAACUCGAUCAUACUUCAUCACUCGACGCCUGUGGCUCGGCUAACACCUGCACCUUUACAUCAUGCGCUUCGCUUUUCGGGUCAUGGCACGUCCGUGACUGUCAAUGACCUUUUUGGAAACAUGCCAGUUCGCGUCAAGAGUCGAGCUCUCACUCUUCAGCGGCCGGACGAGCUAGAACGAGAGUGGGACCAUCUCAGGAGUUCCUUGGUGUCUCUCCUUUUAGCCCAUCAUCAAUUCACAAAACUAGCCCUUCAUGAUGGGGAAAGAAAUAAACGGAUGUCUAUCCGUCUUGGAACUGCCUCUAUGCCCGAGGCACGCAUCUCUCAUGAUGAGAAGGAGUUUGAUCUCAAACGUAUCGGGCUGAUUCUCACACAAUCCGGGUUGAUCACGCCACAAAACUUCGAUGCUUGGCAUGGAAUUUCAGCAUCAGUUUCUGACCUCAUAGUUCGGGGAGCUAUAUCUCUCCAGCCCAGCCCAAGUCGGAAGUGUCAGUUCAUCUCUUUGGGAAAAGAACCCCUUCUAUCGCGCAAUAGCUCGAACGUACUUUAUAACGAAGUGAACCGAUUAUUUGCUUCGUCGGAUUUCAGUAAUGUCGGAGCCAUUUCCAACAGAAGCUCUGUUCCACAUCCUACAUCUUCGGUGAAUCAGCUUGAUGCCCCAAGUAACGCAAGCACUCGAAGCUGGGCAAAACCUGUCAAUAAGUGGCCAAUGUUCUACAUUCGCAUUGACACAAACGUCGUUAUACGGUUAGAUUACAAUGCGUCUGAGCAUCUUCCAGAAUCGGCCAAAUCGGUUCAACGCAUAGUUGAUGUGCUUGGGGCCAUGGUCCAUGAGUUUUUGAAGCAACACAAUCUCCGCCCUCGUAAUGGCAAACAGCAGACCAUUUCAUCAGACCAGAACCAGAUUAUCCGGUCCAAAGCCUCCCAAGGAGCUGGUAGUUCUCGUGGCCCCCUACGGCAUGGUCGGUCCAUUGCGAGCACCGAAGAGGCGUUUAGCGGUCGUCUGAAAAUUCCCUCAUUCCCAAGAGCCCAGUCUCUGAACUCUGGCCAAACCUUCAACAACUGGUCCAGAGUAAAAUCCGCUAAGGAUCUCAAAAGAUGCUCUCCGGCCCGUCGAACGUCUCGGCUUUCUGACGGGACUCCUGAUAUAACGCAGCGUGAGAGCUCCUUGCCGAUUCUCCCUAAACAUAGGCCAAACCGUCGAGACGAUAGCCAGGAGUGCACCAUUCUUCCAAAGCCCCUGGAUAAAAGGGUCUCUAGUGAGGACAAGAACAGAACAGAUGAUCUGCCUGGAGACUCACAAUCAGACAAGAUGAUCACCUGGGUCGAUCCACACACCAAGUCGGCCUAUAUGAUCAAUCCUCGAACGGGCCAAACAAUGAACUCCCGGAAAUCAUUAGCUACCCAGCGUUCUCCCACUGAUUACGUCGAUAUCUCGUCCAAGCAUCCAGAGCAAACUUUUUGGAUAGAUAACAUGUUGGGGGCAUGGGACAACCCUUCCUUCAGCCGAACAGAAAUGCCAAUACCAAGUCUAGGCUCAGAGUUCUCCAGUCAGCAGAAUACGAUUAUUUCUUCGCACGACUGCUUCAAGGGCAUUGGGUCGCUUGAUACAGCGCAAGUAGCCAAAUAUCGAGGGAAGGUUCAACGUCGUGCGCUCGAGACUGCCGAAGUGAUAGCCCAGGUGGACAAAAAGUUCAUCUUGGCUAAGGUCCAUACGACUCCCGUCGUUGUCAAUUGGGAGGGGCCAUCAAACGAUGUUCUGCUUCUAAUCGAUCAGCACGCAGCCGAUGAGCGAUGUCGAAUUGAACGGUUGUUUAUGGAGAUGUUCCUCUCUGCUGGGCUGAGCGAGAAUUUGGAGUCGGGUGCUCGAGUGCGGACUGUCCAAGUCGGUUCUUUGGCAUUUGAAGUUUCAUCGACGGAGGGUGAUCUCUUCCAAAAAUAUACGAGUCUCUUCUCAGCCUGGGGUAUUGAGUAUGUGGCACAAGGCAAAACCAACUCUACCGUCGUGAUCACCGUCCAUACUCUUCCUACCGUAAUAGCCGAACGCUGUCGGCUCGAGCCUCAUGUGCUGAUUGACUUGAUGAGGCGUGAGAUCUGGUCAAGUGAGGAAGAUGGCAGUAAGCCGUUCCAGUCGAAGAGAACGUUUGAAACCUUAGAUGCCGACCAGGAUAUCGAACUAUCAGACAGCGAUGAUGUGGUACACAAAGGAGCCUCAACAUCGUCCGCCUCGCGCUCAUGGGUUCAACAGAUGAAUGGAUGCCCUCAAGGUAUCGUGGACCUUCUCAACUCUCGCGCCUGUCGCACGGCAAUCAUGUUCAAUGACCCUUUAAACAUCGAAGAGUGCCAGUCCUUGGUCUCCAGCCUGGCCAGUUGUGCCUUCCCGUUUCAGUGCGCCCACGGUCGCCCUUCAAUGGUCCCUAUACUUGAUUUACGAUCACUCUCCAAUACUGCUGUUUCAUUGCCGCUAGACUUGGAUAUCAGUGCAUCCGCUUAUCACGAUAACGACGGCAUGACUUCGGAUUUCGUGGAGGCGUUUAGAACACGUUAUGUAACAUAG
Penicillium egyptiacum is the source of this 2682-nucleotide messenger RNA. Lineage: Eukaryota; Fungi; Ascomycota; Eurotiomycetes; Eurotiales; Aspergillaceae. The record is from the annotation of a GenBank genome assembly.